Molecule: messenger RNA, 1677 nt
Organism: Cryptomeria japonica (Japanese cedar)
Lineage: Eukaryota; Viridiplantae; Streptophyta; Pinopsida; Cupressales; Cupressaceae
Exons: 1
Coding region: 1-1677 (558 amino acids)
Source: RefSeq, a predicted model, not a curated record
AUGGUAUUUGAUGGGAGCAAAAUGAAGUGGGUGAAUCUAAAGACGCUGCCGCUCAAAGCCUAUGGCAAACUCGCCGCAGCGCUUUUCACCACAAUUUUGAUUGUGUGGAGUUUCGAUGCCGCGACCUUAUGGGACUCAUGGAAGACUCACAAAGGUCUCGAGUUCGACGCUCCUGCAAGAGCGCUGUUCACAAUUGCUUCUCACUCCAACAGAGUCCCCAAUCAACUCAACGCCAGCUUAAGCUCAAACUCUCACUGGAUUCAAUUCCCUCAACAACACAACGAAACUGAAACGCUGCUGCAACGGCUGGCCCAGAACGGCACUCACCCCUGCCACGGACUCGAAACUGUUCAAAUUAAAUUCUUGGGCUUUCCCGGCGGCAACCCGGCGAUUCUCCAAGCGGGAAUUGUUCACAGCUUUACGUUCACUGCCUACGACCAGAACGCACAGCCGCGGUGUUCAGGCGGCGACUACUACGAAUCAGAUCUUUCCAGCCCGUCGUGGAAAUCCCGGCCACCGGUGGUGGACAUGGGAAACGGAUCCUACAUCAUAAGCUUCCAGAUCGAUCCACGCCUUGCCGGUCUGUACAGGCUUACGGUAAUCCUGCUCUUCGGGAACUAUAAUGGCCUUCACCGGCGGCCAGAGUGGUGGGCUCGCAGGCGGGAAAUGCUCAGUUUCACGAUCCACUUCACCUGGGAUUCGAACCCUGCACCUCCUCUGCGACGCUGCACUGCUUCGGAUUUUGCAUUAAAUGCCUGGUCUGGAAGAUGGACCCGAGGUCCUCACAAUGAAUCCUGUGAAAUAAACCAUGAAGGGAGGUUCUUGUGCCUGCCCCCGCAGGAGCCUUGCCCUGAGCCAUGGUGUACGGGCUUCCUAAGUGAUCUGGAGAGCAACGGCUGGGUUUAUUCUGCGCACUGUAGCUUCCAUAUCUUUGAUACUCGCGAGGCCUGGAGAUGCCUGGAUAAAAAGUGGCUUUUCUUUUGGGGGGAUUCGAACCAUGGUGACACGAUACGCAAUCUGCUCAACUUUGUGCUUGGGCUUUGGCACAUUAAAGCCCUGCCCCGCCGCUUCGACAAGACUUUCGUCGGCCCAGGUUCGAGGCGCGUCCGCAUCACCAACGUCUUCAAUGGCCACUGGAACGAAACCCUCAACUACCAGGGCCUCUUUUCGCUCAGUAACGAUGGCUUCCGCGAAUUACUGCGAUCUUUUUUCACGGGCACCACUUUGCCGGACGUGAUGAUCAUGAAUUCGGGUUUGCACGACGGCCUCUACUGUAAGGACACUCACCUUUUCGUCAAUGGCGCCGAGAUGACGGCCAAAUUCUGGGGUUCUGUCAUGGACUCCGUCGAUAGACGGGGAUUGAAAAGGCCGGUUUUUCUCUACCGAAGCACCAUUGCCCCGGGCGGUUACGCUCGUGGCUUCAGUGAUAAUCCGCACAAGAUGGAGACGUAUAAUCGCAUUCUGUUGGAGAAGUUGCAGGAGAGGAAUUUGAUUUCUAUGGUGGUGGAUAAUUUCGAUCUUACUUUUCCCUGGCAUUUUGAUAAUAAUUGCAGCGACGGUGUGCAUUACGGCCGUCCACCUGCCAAGGCCGUUUGGCGUGAUGGCCAGAUUGGCCACCAGUAUUUUGUUGAUCUGAUGCUCAUUCACAUUCUUCUCAAUGCAAUCUGCAUGCCGUAA